Messenger RNA from Tachysurus vachellii, 1917 nucleotides. RefSeq names its product interferon-induced protein 44-like. Bases 818 to 1627 code for a protein of 269 amino acids. Lineage: Eukaryota; Metazoa; Chordata; Actinopteri; Siluriformes; Bagridae. The record is from RefSeq and is a predicted model, not a curated record. The transcript has 8 exons.
GGUUAAUGAGUCAAUCAAAGGAGAGAGAGUUCGGAAGCAGAAACGCUCGUGCUAGAGAAAAAACAAAGACAAAAUUUAAAAUAAAUGUUAAACGCGUGUUAUAUGGAUUUGUUUCUUUGUUAAAGUGUUUUGUUUGUUUAUGCAUUAAUGUUAACCCAGGAGAUGUGUUAAUAGACUGUGAUUUCGUCUUAUCAACUGUUGGUGAGACCCUUUUUUUUUUCCCUUGGAGAAGAAACUGCCCGUUUGUGUUGAGUCGGAGUGCCUCUACGUAACGUUACGGGACGGAUAUACUACUGUACAUUCGGCGUAUUACCGUGGUGUUGUGUUAUUUAAUACUUUGAGUUUGACACUUAGAGAGAUCAUUUUGAGUUCAAGUUGUGAUCGGGCGAGUGAAAAGCACUCGGUGGCGAAAACUUGCAUUCAUCAAGACUGUUCGGUUUGCCUUGGGUCACGAGAAAUGUACCACUAUUCGCAGAAGAUCGUGUGUGAUGUCUCCGCUUAGAGAGUGAGUGAUCACCAGAGCAAAGGUACCUGUUAUUGGUUUGGUUUUGGCUCAUUUGAGUGAAGAGUCCAAUUGUAAACAUUUCCAAGGCCACAACGCACUCAAGCAACGGCACACAGGCCUGCAUCGGGGGGUUGGAGUUUAGGUAUCAGAGUAUAGUAAUUUCUAUAGUCGAGAGACCCCAAGUUAUUGAACCCGUCGCCCCACCCUAAAGAGCUUAGACUUGGCACAACUAAGUAGGGCAGGGGGUGCUACAUCUACAUUCAUCUUGCCUCGUUGCAUCUUCUUCAAGAAUUCGAUCAUCCAUGGAGGAAAAUGCCUUGGGGAGAAAAGGACAAAAUUGAACAGAAACUGAGGACAUUCAAGCUCAAGGGAACAAGUGCUCAGUUUGUCAGGAUUCUGGUUGUUGGUGAAGUCGGAGCAGGAAAGUCCAGUUUUAUAAACUCAGUCAAUAAUGCAUUUCAAGGACGAAUCACCGCUGAGGCUCUUGUUGACAGGACAGGAGGUACCAGUUUCACAAAGAACUACAAAACUCAUUAUAUUGAAGCAGAGGAUGGCUCCAAUUUGCCUUUUGUCUUUAAUGAUAUUAUGGGACUUGAGGACAGAGAGUCUGGUGCAAAGGCAGACGACAUCAUCAGAGCCAUAUAUGGGUUACUUCAGGAAGGAUACAAUUUUGAGGAUACAUGUGUGACGGACAUUAACUACAGAAGCAACCCAAGUGUCGAGCAUCAAACCACAUGCCUGGUCAACAUUGUUGCUGCAGACAAAAUAUCAAUGAUGAAGGAUGGGGUCUUUGAAAAGCUGAAAAAAAUCCGUCAGGCUGCUACCGAACGGAAUAUGCCUCAAGUAAUCAUCAUGACAAGACCAGAUGUAGCAUGUCCACUGGUUCAACAGGACUUAAGAAAGAUCUACACCAGCAAGAAGAUCAAGGAGAAGAUGGAAGUGUGUAGUAAUACAGUGGGGAUUCCUAUGAAUCACAUUUUCCCUGUGAAGAAUUACCAUGAGGAGAUAGACACAGAUGAUGACAUGGAUCUUCUGAUUCUCAAGGCACUUGAUCAGAUUGUGCACAUCGCUGCUGACUGGUUAAAGGAAAAAUCAUUUAAAUGUGGUGAAGAAACUGAGUAGGGACUCAGAUCACAAUGCCUCUGUGUAUUAAUGUAACCCAAAGUGAUUUACACAGCAUUUAAAAAACACAGUAGGAGACACGAUUACUGCUGAUUGGAGAAGAGAACCAAGUAUGUAUUGCUACAAUAAGUGUUAUGCUGUUUUCAGUAUUUAUGGAGCACAUUAGAUUAUUUAACUUUAGUUCCAGUUACUGAUUUAAUCAACCCUAAAAUGUAAGCAAGGAAUUCUAUGUAAAUGUUAAUCUUACCAAUAAAAAAUAAAGUUUUUACCUAAAGAACAAAACCCUUUCU